Nomascus leucogenys (northern white-cheeked gibbon) is the source of this 1136-nucleotide messenger RNA. RefSeq names its product sperm acrosome associated 6 (gene SPACA6). Gene Ontology annotation, biological process: fusion of sperm to egg plasma membrane involved in single fertilization. The transcript is spliced from 8 exons. The coding region runs from base 87 to 1067 and encodes 326 amino acids. The record is from RefSeq and is a predicted model, not a curated record. NCBI's taxonomy places the organism in Eukaryota, Metazoa, Chordata, Mammalia, Primates, Hylobatidae.
GGAGGGAGUCGGGGAGAAGGGAAGGAGGAUGGCGGGGACGGCGGGAGGAAGGGGAGAGGCCGCUGUGCGGCGAAGGCGGGGAGAGGAUGGAGAGCGCUCGGCGGCGGUGGGGCCCGGCCUGCGGGCCCGGGGCGGCGGAGGAGACCCCUUCCCUGCGACGCGGGAGCCGCGGGAGCCACUAUGAUGAGAGAAGCCACCUGCAUGACACCUUCACCCAGAUGACCCACGCCCUGCAGGAGCUGGCUGCUGCACAGGGAUCCUUUGAGGUUGCCUUCCCUGAUGCUGCGGAGAAAAUGAAGAAGGUCAUUACACAGCUUAAAGAAGCCCAGGCUUGCAUCCCUCCCUGCGGUCUCCAGGAGUUCGCCCGGCGUUUCCUCUGCAGCGGGUGCUACUCCAGGGUCUGCGACCUCCCGCUGGACUGCCCAGGUGAGGGGGCGGGGCCUCGGGGUGCAGGAGACCAACCUGAGAAACGGGACCAGAGCACCGAGGGUCAUGAGCUGGUGGCGAGGCCAGACGUGGGCGGGGCCCAGCGAGUGAACCCUGCUCCGUCUCCAGUUAAGGAUGUGACAGUGACUCGGGGCGACCAGGCUAUGUUUUCUUGCAUCGUGAACUUCCAGCUGCCAAAGGAGGAGAUCACCUAUUCCUGGAAGUUCGCAGGAGGAGGUCUCCGGACCCAGGACUUGUCCUAUUUCCGAGAUAUGCCGCAGGCCGAAGGAUACCUGGCGCGGAUCCGGCCGGCGCAGCUCACGCACCGCGGGACGUUCUCCUGCGUGAUCAAGCAAGAUCAGCGCCCCCUGGCCCGGCUCUACUUCUUUCUUAACGUGACGGGCCCGCCCCCGCGGGCGGAGACAGAGUUGCAGACCUCGUUCCGGGAAGUGCUGCGCUGGGCGCCGCGGGACGCCGAGCUGAUCGAGCCCUGGAGGCCCAGCCUGGGCGAGCUGCUGGCCAGGCCCGAGGCUCUGACGCCCAGCAACCUGUUCCUGCUUGCAGCCCUCGGGGCCCUCGCAUCAGCGAGUGCGACAGUGUUGGCGUGGAUGUUCUUUCGAUGGUACUGCAGUGGCAACUAACAAAGGUAUCUCUUUCCUACUUCCGUAUCCUAUUUCCAUCCUGAAAAUAAAGAAUAUAUUUCAACUCUA